CUGGUUCGUCCCCCCUGUUAUUCGGGCCGGGCGGCCAGAUUUGUCUUUUUAAGUUCCUACAACCGAUCUGAUUCGUUGCUGUUUUGUCAAAUCUAAACUUGAUUUACGUCCAUUUUUAUUUCAGUUACUGCAAAUAUAUCGUCGAGUCAUUAUGGCGGUGAACACGGGUACUUCUCUGGUGCUGUCCAGUCUGCUGUCGGUGCUGGUGUUUGCUGGGAUGCAGAUGUUCAGUAAACAGCUGGGUUCUACAGAGUGGCUCACCAUCCUGGGAGGUUUCCUGGGCUCUGUUCUCUUCAUCUGCUCCCUCACUGCAUUUAAUAAUCUGGAAAAUCUUGUUUUUGGGAAAGGAUUUCAAGCCAAAAUAUUCCCAGAGAUCCUGUUGUGCCUGUGCCUGUCACUGUUUGCCUCUGGGCUCGUGCACCGUGUCUGUGUCACCACAUGCCUGAUAUUCUCGUGCUUCGCCCUCUACUACAUCAACAAAAUAUCUGCUGCCCUCUACCAAGCAGCUGUUUCUUCAGUGACACCAGCCAAGUCAACCACCAAAUCCAAAAGGAAGAACUGAUGAAUCUGAGACCUGCUUUACAUUCAGCUGACUAGUUUGUGUCCCCAGUGCAGCUCAUGGACCGCCGGGGCAACAUCACAGUUACUCUUUGCCACAGUGAUUUCUUUUUAUGGUGUUUUGAACAGUGAUCUUAAAUGUGGAAAAAGUGAGAAAACCUCCUGGCACAUACAAGGCUGUAAAAUAAUGAACCGUCUUUCUACAUUCCACUGGUGACCUUUUCCUCAACACUCAUUUUAAACUGAAAGAGAAAAAAAAACAUUUGACCCCUCAAGUUAUUUGCACAUGCAUUUUCUGUUUUGUGCGAGUUUGUAAUUAAACUCUUUGAAAGGCA
Thalassophryne amazonica is the source of this 893-nucleotide messenger RNA. It is a transcript of the gene krtcap2, whose product is annotated as keratinocyte associated protein 2. The transcript has 5 exons. NCBI's taxonomy places the organism in Eukaryota, Metazoa, Chordata, Actinopteri, Batrachoidiformes, Batrachoididae. Bases 152 to 562 code for a protein of 136 amino acids. The record is from RefSeq and is a predicted model, not a curated record.